AUGCCCCCAACUAUCGCCUCUCCGCUCCGCAUGCUCCUCCUCUCCACACCGGAAACACCUCCUUCCUUUCUCAAAGGUGUCUCCCAUUACGAGAUCCGGACGCCCUACUACAAUGCCGCCAUCCCCAUCUGGCGGGACGAACUCCCCACUUCUUCACCCGAACUCGAGGCGUGGAAGGAAGAAUGGCUGGGGCAAGAAGCGGGCGAAGUGGUACAAGCAGUAGGAGCAUGGAUUGUAUGUUUCAGGAAGCCUAAGGAAAAGGCAGAUCUGGAUACAACACGGAAUCUACUAGCCACAAUCCACGAGGUGGUGAGCAAUCACACGAGCUCUGGCUAUGGUACAAGUGAACCUCUGCUGCUGGCAGUGGGCACGCAGCAGACGAUAAGUCCUGGUCUGGAGGUUACUAAUGAGGAGUGGGAGAAUCUUUGCAUGGACUGUGGAUCUUGGGAAUGGAUUGAUGGGGAGCUGGAUGGGAAAGUGGAAUGGAAAGGAGAAGGCAAGAAGGAGAGAAACGAGUUUGGAGAGAGAAGAGGUAUCGAGCGACUGAAGGAAGCGCUCGAAGCAUGCGAGUGGGAGGGUGUUGAUGUGGACAACAUAUCUGACGACCUGGGAUUGGAGAAUGGCUUUAGCGCCGAGACAGCGGAAGUAGAGCGAGAAAUGAUGGAGUUGAAAUUGACCGUGAAUGGAGCAGAAGGAUCCGAUGAGGGUGCAGACGAGGGCGUAGAGGAGCUGGAGAACAUGAUGCUGAAAAUGCAGGCGAUCAAAGACAUGGGUGCCGACAUGCCCGAAUCAGAGAGAAAAAAGUUCGCGGCGAAGGCCGUGAGAGAUGUUAUGAGGGCACUUUAG
Molecule: messenger RNA, 846 nt
Organism: Letharia lupina
Lineage: Eukaryota; Fungi; Ascomycota; Lecanoromycetes; Lecanorales; Parmeliaceae
Exons: 4
Coding region: 1-846 (281 amino acids)
Biological process (GO): vesicle-mediated transport
Molecular function (GO): protein-macromolecule adaptor activity
Source: RefSeq, a predicted model, not a curated record